AUGCCUAAUUUGGAAUUUAUAAUCACAGCUGAGUUUCACAUUGAUAAGGGUCCAUCUUUAAUGUACCAAUAUCCUCACGAGAUUCCCGGGUUGAAAAGCUUGUAUUUCUUACCAGAAUUGAUGUUACCGGACCAAAUACAUAAACGAAAUGAAGAUUAUACACUUUUUCUACUAUAUAGAAACAUGGUUACUGGGGAUUUCCAAUAUUUAUACAACAAGAAUUCAUGUGAACCAGAUCCAUAUUAUUUGUACACUAUAGUUUUGAAUUUGCACAAUGAUGAAUAUAAACGGGGAUCUCAGGUGAAGAGUUUGUCGAUAAUUACUAAGAUCCCCUAUUUCAAGAAUUUCAAACCGGUAUUGAUGAUUUGCUUAGACUUGUAUUUCAGCAAUAACAAUUUUGAUGUUGUGAAGGAGCUUUAUCGCAGUUUGAAUGAAAAAGAUUUUAGUAUGAGCCAUGAUCCAUCAGACACAGCGGGAGGUGGUAGUGAUCUCAGUAUUGUCAAGAAGAUACUAAUUUCAAGCAUAUUGGAUCUACCCAUAAAUGACAAGAUAUAUUACGAUGAAAAUUUUAGAAAUAAAGUACUUGGUAUUGGCAAGAAUAGAAUCCCCAACGAUACUUUAUUCAUUAGAAAAGAUUUGAGUUUUAAUUCGAUUGUCAACUUCAACAAAAUGAACAUCCCCAUUAAAGUACCAUUAUUAAACUUACCCGAUACUAUUGGAGACUAUUUAAACCCGACAGACUUGAACUUCAAGCCCAAUUUAAUUAAUAUCCUAAACUCCAAGUUAUCUGGGGAACUAUUGAAUAGUGAAAUGACAAUUUAUGGACUUCAAACACCACCCAUUAUCAUUAUAAUUAACGCAGUGUUGACGGGGAAAAAAAUAUUGUUACUUAGUUAUGAAAAUAGUUCAGGUUAUAUCAUUGAUCAUAUACUUUUAAUUUUGAAAAUUGUCACAGGUGGUGGUAUAUUGAGUGGGAUUUUGACAAAUUAUAAUGUGUUUCCCAUCAUUGAUGUGUCCAAAAUUGACUUAUUAGAACAAUGUGAGAGUUUUAUUGCCGGUACAAUAAACCCCUUUUUCAAACACAAUGAUAAAUUAUGGGAUCUCAUGUAUGAUUUGGAUUCAAACGAGUUGAUUAUAAGUUCCAAUAUUGCUGAUUCUUCGUCAGCAAAUGCCAGUUCAGAAUUCAAAAACUCCAUCAUUUCAGAAGAUGCAAGAUUCUUGUCAAGUUUGCAAUUAUCCAUUUUCAACUAUAAUGAUGACUUAACUACAAUUCAAUUAAUAUUUCGUCGUCAUAUCAAUGAAAUUGUUCGGAUUUUACUAAGCUCCAAAAACUUUAACAGUAAUUUGUUCCCCAGCAAUAAAGAUUUGAUACUUUUGCUAGAUGGAAUUGGAUAUUUCUGGUCAAGUGAUACAACAAAAUUGUUGGAAAUGUCCUGUUAUCAAUUAAUUUCCAAGAAGUUUCAAGAUUUAUUAUAUAAUGGGAAAUUAACCUAUAACCUUCUUCUACCGAAUUUGUCCAAUGAAUUGAACCUCAUGAUUGAUUUACAUUAUCAUUUACAAAGUUUGAGCAACAUCUCAGUAGUUAAUGCCAAUUCGAAAAUUAAUGAACGUGAAGUUUGGUUUAAUAUUUUGAAGUUUUUGAUAUCAGGUAAAUCUUUGGAAAUUUUUUUAUUAACGACUUAUUUGAUCCCACCAAGUAGUUCAACUAGUUUACAAAGCUCCUCGGCCCAUGGGGGCAGCUUAACCAUAUUUGAUAAAAACAAAGGAAUCGAAUUACUUUUGAUCAAUCUUUUCAAUUACGAUGAUCAAAUAAAGUCAAAUGUUAUAAUGAUUUUACAAGAAUUACAAGAUAAUUUCUUAUGUGGCUGGUGCCUUGAAUUGUUUUUGAAAAGUAAUACAGUCUACGAGAUUGCUUUUAAUGACUUGAUUAACGAAUAA
Lodderomyces orthopsilosis Co 90-125 is the source of this 1938-nucleotide messenger RNA. RefSeq names its product Mea1p (gene MEA1). The transcript has a single exon. NCBI's taxonomy places the organism in Eukaryota, Fungi, Ascomycota, Pichiomycetes, Serinales, Debaryomycetaceae. Gene Ontology annotation, biological process: actin cortical patch localization; cellular bud site selection. Bases 1 to 1938 code for a protein of 645 amino acids. Gene Ontology annotation, cellular component: plasma membrane; cellular bud neck. The record is from RefSeq and is a predicted model, not a curated record.